Molecule: messenger RNA, 1905 nt
Organism: Paraphaeosphaeria sporulosa
Lineage: Eukaryota; Fungi; Ascomycota; Dothideomycetes; Pleosporales; Didymosphaeriaceae
Exons: 7
Coding region: 143-1903 (586 amino acids)
Source: RefSeq, a predicted model, not a curated record
GUUUCCCACACAAUCCGCGCCCGCAUCAACUUCUUCGCACAAGCGAACUCACUGUGCUCCUGCAGCCCAAGGUAGGCAGGCACGACUCGACUCCCUUCUUCAGCCUCAAUUCUGACCAGCAGCACUUCCGCCGCCCGUCGGGAUGAAUCGCAACCCUCACAUUGGCGCCCCGCCGUGUCCGCCUUGCGGUUCCCAGGAUGUUCGCGGCGGUAGCAGCUUCCCCACGCAGGCACCUGCGCCGAUCGGAGGCAUCAGCUUGAAGAAGCCGGCGGUUCGCGUUGUGCGUCCUGCUAGACUUUCUCCGGGAACGCCCAGCCGCGCCAGCGCUCCCUCGCCCGCGCCUCCUGUCAAGGCCGAGCCGAAGGACGGAGAUGGACAUGCAUUGCCAGCCCCAGCCGCCAGUACGCCAUCUGCUCCUACCCUCGAGAACACUAUCUCAUCUGUGUCCAAAGAGGCGGAUGCGCUCGAGGAGCUGUUCGCGCGGCUGAACAGGCCGUCCACGCCAAAGAUCGCGACCUCUACGCUGAAGGGAUCUAGCAAGUCGUUUGCACCUGCCGCUGAGGCCAAGAAGUUCGCCUCUUCUACAACACGCGGUGUCAACAAAGAAGCGGACAGCGCAACCGCUAUUAUGCCCUUCAUAUCCGGUGUUAAGGCAGAGGCAUCUUUUAAGGGAGGACUGGUGACUAUCAAAAAGGAGCCGGAUGACAAGGACGCGUUGCUUGCCCCUGCUACAUCCAACAUUGAUAAGAUCAUUCUGGAGGAGAAGCGUGAGGCGCGCGCAUCUGAGAACGCCACUGCCGUAUCAAAGCAGCUCUCUCCUCAGUCCUUCGAGCGCCAGUUCUUGCAGAAAGCCGCGGAAUGUAUCACCUCGCUACCGUCGGACGUAGGCCCAACUGCUGAGAUUAUCAAGAGUGUGACUGACAAGAUUCGUCGCCCUUACGCUCCUUCGGCAGUCCUUGAGCCGGAAGUCGUUGAAGUCCUCAAGGCUCGAUAUGUAGAUGCAGUGGUCACGUUCCUCGGCGAGAUCAAUAGGGACAAGAAGCGUACUACCAAGGAACAGAUCGGAGAGAUCUUGGCCACCAGCGACGGGAACUUCUUAUACCUCUGUGCUGUGCUGGCGGAUGAAGAGUACAUCUCCAUCGAGAAUCUCGAUCAGAUCGUUGGCUUGAGCAGGGCAAUUGGAGGCGUUCUCCCGGAGGCUGACGACGCAAAAUCGGCUUCACCUGUCCUAGUUGGUGCCUCAAAGCAUCCUCUCGAUGGAAUGGCUUCAUGGCCGGCUCGCGAGAAGCGAGUGAACGCACCCGGAUGUCGGACCUGUCUUCUCACCGGCUUGCCUGAGAAUCUCAGCAUUAACAAGCUGCAAGCUUUGGUCUGGGGCGGCAGGAUCGAGUCGCUUCAACUCCCCAAUCCCGGCUCGAAGACGGCUGUCGUCAAGUUCUUUACUCCCGAAGCGUGCGAGAAGUACUUCAACGCUACUGAAAACGGCAUUACCAUCCCCGGUACCAAGAUCGUCGUCUCGGUGGAGAAGGCAGAGGGUCCGAACUCGGUCAAUGACGUGCUUGCUGCCUGCACCGAGGGCGAUGCUACGCGCUGUAUUCGAGCCUACGACGUGGACGAGGACUGGGGCGAUGUCCUACUUAUGAAGCUUGCUUCUCGCGCCAAGGGUGGCCAGCCAAAGCGCGAGGUUGACACAAUCAAGCGCGGAAGCACUGCUAGAGGCCGAUCCUAUAUCGAAUUCCGGUUUGCGAACGUUUAUGGAGCUCUUCAGUUCAAGCGUGAGCUUAUGGAUGAUCCGGACUGGGAGCAUUGCACCAUUGGAUACGCGCCCGAUCCGUGCGAGACCGCUCAAGGUGUUCAUAUCAAGGACGAGGACGAGAAGGCGAAGUCUGUUGGAUUCUUCUAGUU